GCCGUCCGCUACAACGACAAGUUCCGCACGCCCUUCGCCUGGUUUGCGGUGGAGCGCCAGGGCGUGAAGAUCACCUUCCAGACGACGCAUCUGUCGGCGGGCUCGCGGUUCGCCGCGGAGAGGAUCGCGCGGGCGUGCUACGUCAGGUUCGUGGACCAGCGGCGGUCCGAGGACGAGGUGAAGCGCUUCCGCGAGGAGUGCUACGAGCGCCUGCGGCCGCCGCCCGCGGCCCCCCCCGCGGCGCCCCCCGCGGCGCCCGCCGCG
This is a messenger RNA of Prorocentrum cordatum, 264 nucleotides long. NCBI's taxonomy places the organism in Eukaryota, Dinophyceae, Prorocentrales, Prorocentraceae. The record is from the annotation of a GenBank genome assembly.